Hibiscus syriacus is the source of this 663-nucleotide messenger RNA. Its product is annotated as small nuclear ribonucleoprotein SmD3b-like. Gene Ontology annotation, cellular component: spliceosomal tri-snRNP complex; U1 snRNP; SMN-Sm protein complex. Gene Ontology annotation, biological process: spliceosomal snRNP assembly; RNA processing. Lineage: Eukaryota; Viridiplantae; Streptophyta; Magnoliopsida; Malvales; Malvaceae. Bases 115 to 513 code for a protein of 132 amino acids. Gene Ontology annotation, molecular function: RNA binding. The record is from RefSeq and is a predicted model, not a curated record. The transcript is spliced from 5 exons.
GCCGAAAUCUAAACCGGAGUUGGGAAUAGAAAUGAGGAGUAAUCAGCGAAUAACCCAGUCUCAUCACUAGGGUUUUGCGAGUUUCACAGAAGCAAAUCAGGCGAGCGAUAAACAAUGAGUCGGAGUUUGGGCAUACCGGUGAAGCUACUACACGAGUCGUCGGGUCACAUCGUAACGGUGGAGCUAAAAAGUGGAGAGCUUUACAGAGGAAGCAUGGUCGAGUGCGAGGAUAACUGGAAUUGCCAGCUCGAGAACAUCACCUUCACUGCUAAAGAUGGAAAGGUUUCACAGCUUGAGCAUGUUUUCAUUCGAGGCAGUAAAGUCAGGUUCAUGGUUAUACCGGAUAUGUUGAAGAAUGCUCCUAUGUUCAAACGCUUGGAUGCUAAGAUCAAGGGUAAGAGCUCUUCUCUUGGAGUUGGCAGAGGUAGAGCUGUUGCAAUGCGAGCCAAAGCGCAAGCUGCUGGCCGUGGCACAACAUCCGGCAGAGGUGCUGUGCCAUCUAUUCGUAGAUAACUUGGUCUCAUGAUUUGCUUUCCGAUCUCGUCUGUUAGGAGCAGCAGCAUAUUUUAUGUAAGGAUCCGUAUUUGAUGUAAACGUUGAAAUUAGAUAGAUGUUAAGGUGCCUGGAACCAAAUGUUGUGUUCAAAUUGAAAUACCAAAUUCU